Molecule: messenger RNA, 2283 nt
Organism: Argiope bruennichi
Lineage: Eukaryota; Metazoa; Arthropoda; Arachnida; Araneae; Araneidae
Exons: 1
Coding region: 1-2283 (760 amino acids)
Biological process (GO): proteolysis
Molecular function (GO): aspartic-type endopeptidase activity
Source: RefSeq, a predicted model, not a curated record
AUGUGUGAGUCUCUAGAGGCUAAGAAUCACGAUUCAUUCAAGAGUGAGAAUAAGAGUCCAAAUGUGGAAGUUAAUAUGGCCAACAACACUUCUAGUCCCAGGGUGUUCCUCCAAACGUUGAAAUUAAAAAUGGUGUGUGGUAACAAAGAAAUUCCAGUUAGGGCAAUUCUAGAUUCUGGGUCACAAAAGACUUAUGUAUUAAAGAAUGUUGUUGAGAAAAUGGGAUAUAUCCCACUCAGAAAAGAAAUUCUGAUGCACUCAUUGUUUGGGGGCAUUAAAUCUGACAAGUGCGACCAUAAUUGCUAUAGGAUAAAACUGAGAAAUCAAGACAACAGUGUUACAUGCAACCUGGAAGCAUUAGACCAGCCAUCUAUAUGUGACAAAAUUUCAUCAGUCACUCCAGGUUCAUGGAUUACAGAGCUCCGUGAGAUGAAGAUCAGGCUAUCAGAUGUAGGGGAGGAGCCACAAUCUGUUCAAGUGCUUCUUGGUUCAGAUGUGAUAGGGAAGCUCAUGACUGGCCAGCGUAGAGUUCUAUCCUGUGGGCUUGUUGCCAUGGAGACACUACUUGGCUAUACUCUGUCAGGUAAAGUUCCUGAAAAUGAGAUGUCAUCAUACAAUGCUAUGCUGGUGGCCUCCCUAUUUGUGAAAGAGAUGGAUAUCUCCCAAUUAUGGAGAUUGGAUUCCUUGGGGAUCCAAGAUCUUUCAAAACAAAAAACUAAAGAGGAGCUUCAUAAAGCGUCGAUGGAGCACUUCUUAAGAACUGUCAAGGUCGAUGAAGAAGAGCGAUUCCUUGUCUCCCUACCUUGGCUUGACGGUCAUUUGCCUCUUCUAGACAACUUCAAUUUGGCACUCAAAGGGUUGCAAGUGACAACCCAUAAGCUGAAGAAGGAAAACUUAUUUCAAGAAUACGGUGAUGUCUUUAAAGAAUGGGAACGAGAAGGCAUAAUUGAAGAAGUUCCCCAAGAGGAAAUAAAGUCUGAUUGUCACUAUCUGCCCCAUCGACAUGUGGUGAAGCCGAACAGCACUACGAAAAUUAGGCCCGUCUUUAACGCUUCAUCAAAACUAAAGGGAGCGGCCAGUCUCAAUGACUGUUUGCAAAAGGGAUUAAACUUGAUUGAAUUGAUCCCUUCCAUGUUAACAAGGUUUCGACUGUAUAGGUUUGGCAUUUCGGCUGAUAUACGGAAGGCCUUCUUACAAAUAAGUCUAUAUAAGGAGGAUCGAAAUUUCCUGCGAUUUUUGUGGCACAGUGAAGAAGGAGAGCUCAUACAUUACCGACACUGCCGAGUGGUGUUUGGUGUUUCCAGCAGCCCGUUCUUGCUUGGGUCAACAAUCCAAUACCACUUGGAGAGAAAGUUGGAAGAAGCGCAGCAAGGCCGUACAAGAUACCCUGAGUGCAUUAUGCAAAAGUUGAUGAACAGCUUUUACGUGGACAAUUGUUUAGCAAGCGUCAAAACCCAGUCGGAGCUAGAACGAUUUAUUGAUGUAGCCACGGAGAUCAUGGCUGAAAGAAAAUUCGACUUACGAGGGUGGGGGCACUCUAGUCCAUCUGAUCCAAUAACAAGUCCUACAAUCACCUUGGAAACGAUUUGGGACAGACAUUGUGAUACUCUUUCAAUAAAUAUUCCUGAUUUGAGAGAACUAAUGGAAGAGGUAAUCACGAAAAGAAAUAUUCUUGCUGCUUCCCACAAAGUGUUUGAUCCCUUGGGGAUUACUAGUCCAAUGUUGCUACUACCAAAACUUUGGCUACAAAAUUUGUGGAAAUCUAAAAUCGGUUGGGAUGAAGAAGUAGAUCUAAAAACACGUCAAGAUUUUUUGAAGUGGCUAAUGGAGCUGGAAUAUUUGAAGCAUGUUAAAGUACCAAGAUGGUUACACUGUGAUAGCGGAUUUGAGCACAUUUCAUUGCAUUUUUUUUGCGACGCAAGCAAACUAGCCUAUUCUGCGGUUGUUUUCCUACGAGUUGAUAGUGGAAACUCUGUACACAUACAACUUGUGCAGAGUAAAACUAGAAUUGCACCUUGUGGGAAAAAGGAAACAACUAUUGCAAGGCUGGAACUUCUUGGUGCUGCUAUAUCUGCUCGUCUUUCUUCCACUGUCUUGAAAGAGUUUCCAACAGACAAUGUUUAUUUCUGGACAGACUCUACUACUGUGCUGGCUUGGUUGAAGAGAGAAGAACAGUGGGGGUGUAUUUGUUUACAACCGUGUUCAAGAAAUUCGAAAGCUGACACCAGUCAAAGCCUAGAGACACGUUCCUGGAUCACUGAAUCCAGCAGACUGUCCGAGUAG